GGAAAGCAGAAGGACAGGGGCCAGGGCCCUGGGAGCAGUAGAACAACAUCCCAGCUCAAGACAGCCACCUUGCCUCUGCUCUGCCCUCUGCUACUCACAGUCUGGUCCCUGGGGUGUACCACCCCUGCCUUAUCUGGCCAUCUUUCCCCUUGAAAUUCAGCCUAUUGGUCCUCCUUUCCAGGCCUCCCUCUUGGUGGUCUCCUUUCCUCUAGAUUUCCUCCCUCUACCUUUCUCCUUGUAGAAUUUCUCUUCUAUUCCUCAGACCCCCACUCCCUUUUCUGACCUCCUUUUUUUGGAGGGUUCAGCUCAGCCCAGGCCAUAGGGGAGAUGUGGGAGGCUCAGUUCCUGGGUUUGCUGCUUCUGCAACUGCUGUGGGUGGCUCCAGCGGAGGCUCCAGACCCUGGGAAAGAGGUCCUGGUGGUAUGGGCUCAGGAGGGGACUCCUGCCCACCUUCCUUGCAGACUUACAAUCCCCUUCCAAAAUCCUGGUCUUCUUCGGAGAGGAGUUGUCACCUGGCAGCAUCAACCAGACAGUGACCCGCCUGCUCCCACCCUAAGCCGUCCCUUGUCUAAAAGCUUCGCCUCUGUGGUGCCCUCGCCCCGGGGCAUGGGGCCCCAACGCUACACCUUGCUGAGUGUGGCUCCAGGAGGCCUGCGCAGCGGGAGGCUGCCCCUGCAGCCCCGCUUCCAGCUGGAGGAACGCGGCCUCCAGCGUGGGGACUUCUCACUGUGGCUGCGUCCUGUUCUGCUCUCCGACGCUGGCGAGUACCACGCUGCAGUGCGCCUCAAGGACCGCACCCUAGCCUGCCGGCUCCGUCUACGUGUGGGCCAGGCCUCUAUGACUGCUAGCCCCACAGGAUCUCUCAGGACCUCAGAUUGGGUCAUUUUGAACUGCUCUUUCAGUCGUCCUGACCGCCCAGCUUCUGUGCGCUGGUUCCGGGGCCAAAGCCAAGUCCCUGUCCAGAAGUCCCCCCAUCACCAUUUAGCUGAAAGCUUCCUCUUUCUGCCCCAAGUCAGCCCCUUGGACUCUGGGACCUGGGGAUGUAUCAUUACCUACAGUGAUGGCUUUAACGUCUCCGUCAUGUACAACCUCACCGUUCUGGGCCUUGAGCCCUCAGUGCCCUUGACAGUGUAUGCUGGAGCAGGUUCAAGGGCUGAGCUUCCUUGCCACCUGCCUCCUGGUGUGGGAACCCAGUCUUCCCUCAUUGCCAAGUGGUCCCCUCCUGGGGAAGGCCCUGACCUCCUGGUGGCUGGAGACAAUGGCAACUUCACUCUUCAUCUAGAGGCUGUGAGCCUGGCCCAGGCUGGGACCUACACCUGCCACAUCCACCUACAGGGGCAGCAGCUGAGUGCUACCAUCACUUUGGCAGUCAUCACAGUGACUCCUAAACUCUUUGGGUUACCUGGCUCCCUGGGGAAACUGCUGUGUGAGGUGACUCCAGCAUCAGGAUAUGAGCGUUUUGUAUGGAACCCCAUGGACAGGAGGUCCAGGAGUACCCCAGGACCCUGGUUGGAGAUGCAAGAGGCCAGGCUCCUUUCCCAAUCCUGGCAAUGCCAACUUUACCAAGGAGAGAGGCUUCUCGGAGCAGUGGUGUACAUCCCAGAGCUGUCUUCAACAGGUGCCCAACGCUCUGGGAGAGCUCCAGUUACCCUCAAGGCAGGCCAUCUCUCUCUCCUCAUCCUUGGUGCCCUCUCAUUGCUCCUUUUGGUGACUGGAGCCCUUGGCUUUCACCGUUGGAGAAGACAGUGGAGGCCCAGAAGAUUUUCUGCCUUAGAGCAUGGGAUUCACCCUCCUCAGUCUCAAAGCAAAAUAGAGGAGCCUGGGCAAGAACCAGAGAUGGAGCUGGAGCCAGAGACACAGCCGGAGCUGGAGCCACAGCAGGAGCCAGAGCCUGAACUGGAGCUGGAGUCAGAGCUGGAGCCAAGGCACCUCUGACCUGGGGCUGAGGCAAUCGGCAGAUCUCAGCAGCUCAGACCAAAUAAAUCCCCUGUCAGCAGCAA
Messenger RNA from Marmota flaviventris (yellow-bellied marmot), 2000 nucleotides. RefSeq names its product lymphocyte activating 3 (gene Lag3). The record is from RefSeq and is a predicted model, not a curated record. NCBI's taxonomy places the organism in Eukaryota, Metazoa, Chordata, Mammalia, Rodentia, Sciuridae. Gene Ontology annotation, molecular function: MHC class II protein binding; transmembrane signaling receptor activity.